AUGAGCAUCGCAGUCCCGAGCGAGACGGGGAAACCUUCCCCAUGGCCUCAUCCGGCAUACGCAACAGUGCCCCCAUGUCCGGAAUUGGACGCGGGUGUAUCAAGUGUUGAUCAGAACAAGAGGAAGCUGCUGAUAGCAACGGCGUUAUGUUUCGUAUUCUUUUUGAUUGAGCUUGUGGCUGGAUUAUGGGCAGGCUCUCUCGCCAUCCUCAGCGACAGCUUCCACCUGCUGUCCGACAUUGCUGGAUUUGCCAUCUCACUCACCGCAUUAUACCUAUCACAGCAGCCCGCGACGAAGAGACAUUCUUACGGCUUCUAUCGCGCAGAGAUCAUUGGAGCGAUUCUAUCAACAUUCCUCAUCUGGAUCCUGACUGCAUUCCUGGUAUGGGAGGCCGUUGACCGCGUGCGCAACCCAGUACCUAUCGACGGACCCAUCAUGUUUGCCACGGCGGCCGCUGGAGUGUGCAUCAACAUCAAUGGCCAUGACCACGACCAUGACCAUGAUCACGACCACGACCACGACCAUGACCAUGAGGAUGAGGAGACACCAUUGAACGGCCACAAGGAGGCGCCGAAGAAAGCGGCGAUGAACAUCAACGUACAAUCAGCAGCUAUCCACGUCAUUGGUGAUCUCCUCAGCUCCAUCGGUGUCCUCAUCGCCGCCACCAUCAUCUGGGUCAAGCCGGAAAUGACAGUCGUUGACCCUAUUUGCACAUUCGUGUUCUCACUGUUCGUUCUGGCGACCACCAUUCAGUUGAUGUACAACAGUCUGACGGUUCUGAUGGAAGCUACACCCGAGGACAUUGAUCCCCACGCAGUCGCGACGGAUCUCCGCAACAUCGAUGGAGUGGAGGACAUCCAUGAUUUGCACAUCUGGAACCUGACCCUGGGAAAAACAUCACUCUCAGCCCACCUCCAGAUCAAAACCCACUUCCCAUCAACAAACCAAGAACUCACUCUCGCGCACUACCACGCCAUCCUCGCCAAAGCACAGAACCUCUUAUGUUUCAAAUACGGCAUCCACCACGCAACGGUCCAGCUAGAAGGAGUGGCAUUACAGGACAGUCUGGAUGUCAUCGUGGAAGACUCGGAGCGGUCUUCGUCGUCGGAAGGGGGCGCGGAGGAUGAUGUUGUUGGGGAAGGAUCCGAUCGGGGGGAGGGGAAGCAGCAUGCUGGAUCGGGGACUGUGCCGCGGUUGCAUUGUAACCCGAUGAUGUGUCGGACGAGCGAUUAG
Fimicolochytrium jonesii is the source of this 1233-nucleotide messenger RNA. Its product is annotated as cation efflux family-domain-containing protein. The record is from RefSeq and is a predicted model, not a curated record. The transcript has 7 exons. Gene Ontology annotation, cellular component: plasma membrane. Gene Ontology annotation, molecular function: zinc ion transmembrane transporter activity. Lineage: Eukaryota; Fungi; Chytridiomycota; Chytridiomycetes; Spizellomycetales; Powellomycetaceae. The coding region runs from base 1 to 1233 and encodes 410 amino acids. Gene Ontology annotation, biological process: zinc ion transmembrane transport.